Molecule: messenger RNA, 1565 nt
Organism: Colletotrichum destructivum
Lineage: Eukaryota; Fungi; Ascomycota; Sordariomycetes; Glomerellales; Glomerellaceae
Product: Putative APC10/DOC domain, Galactose-binding-like domain superfamily
Exons: 4
Coding region: 1-1131 (376 amino acids)
Biological process (GO): protein K11-linked ubiquitination; anaphase-promoting complex-dependent catabolic process
Cellular component (GO): anaphase-promoting complex
Source: RefSeq, a predicted model, not a curated record
AUGAACGCUGCAAGAGCAACACCACAACGCAAUCUUCACGAAAGCGCGCACCUUGGCCAGCCCUCGAGAUCUAGACCGUGCAGCUCGAGUCGCCAGCUGGCAAUGGACGACCAACGGCAGGGAAGCUUCCCGCGACCGGACCUGCAGAGCCCUGAGCAGCUCGGCAAUGGCCACAAUGGCCUCGACCUGGACGUCGACCGUUCAGAGCAGUGGAUGAACGAUUACUAUGACCGCCGAGCCACGAGAACUCAUGGUCCCAAUGGCAGCUCGCAUCCCGACGAUCAUAUCUCCAGCGACGGCGAAGCGUUCCCCCCGCAGCGCGUCGACUGGGAGGCCAUGAGAGCCAGUGCCAACAUGGAGGAAUAUCUACGGAAUGCGCCUAUCCCAGAGUACUCGGACGAGGAAGGCAUCAGUAUGCCUCUCGAUGACCUUGGCGAGAUUUCCGGCACCGACACUAGCGUUGAGGACGGCGAGAAUGGGGACCUCGUCGGGGACCCUCAUGAAGAGCCCGACUUCGACCCCCUCGCUGCCGGUCUGAAGGAGAUUUCCAACCUGGGGAAGUUCACUGUCAGCAGCCACAAGCAGGGCAAUGGCGUUGAGCAGCUUCGUGACGACAGCCUGAAGACGUACUGGCAAUCCGAUGGGCCUCAGCCUCAUAAACUGACGGUAUACUUCAUCAAACGGGUCGGCAUCAGAGACAUUCGCUUCUUCGUAGACUACAGUGAGGACGAGUCUUACACGCCCACCAAGAUCAUCUUCAAGUCAGGCACCAGCGAGAACAACCUAAUCCAAUUCGCAACCAUGGAGAUGUCGCAACCAUCCGGCUGGCAGAAGGUCCCAGUGGCCGGCGCUGGUGGCGGUCCUGACGGCAAUACGCUGGUCUCGUACGUGUUCCAGAUGCAAAUACUCGAGAACCAUCAGAACGGAAAGGACACACACCUGCGGUCAAUCAAGAUAUAUGCGGCGGAUACCGAUGCCCCCAAUGUCGAUGUGGAUAGUACGAAUCAUAAGAUUGUGAACGCGGAGGUGGAUGAUGAGGCGGAGGUGGGGCCCGCCGACCCUUGGGACCUCUCCGUGCUCGACGCCGGCCUCACCAUUCCCGAUUUCAUGAAAGAACCUGAAAUCCGAUGAGGAACGACAGGGCCAAAGCCCUAGUUCUCUUCUGAGGAUCUGAGCUGAGAAUGACGACGAGAAGGAGCCAGGUUGUGAUGAGCAGCACACGUUACUGCAACUUAUUCCUACUGUAAUGAUACCCCAAAAUCGGAUGCUGAAAACGGUUACACCAGGGCCGGGAUUCUGGCGACGGCACGGUCAUAGACCAAGGCUGCACGUUCCAGGGGAGCCCUCAGCAUUAAUGUGGCCAACCUGUUGGUCGGUCUCUUGUAUCCCUAUUCCCGCAUAGUUAUGAACGACUUUCACACCAUUUUCUUGCAUCUACAACUUGUUAGUAUGCCUGGUCAGGCAGCCCCCCCAGGUUUCCUGCAUCACACAUCUAGCGCGAGCGGCUGAGGUCUGCGGCCAGUCGCAUGGCACCACCAACAGUACCCCCUGCAGCAGGACCGGAC